AUGCUCCGCCUCGCCACCCAUCGCAAGGCCAUUGCUGCCCUCCUUGACCUCGCCCGCCCGCAGACGAGCAAGAUCGCGGUGGCGCUGGCUUGCCUCGCCGUCUCGUCGGGUGUCAAUCUGGUGGUGCCGGCGGCGGUCGGCAAGUCGCUCGACUCGCUGACGGCUCUGGUGGCCGAUCCCGAGACCAUGGUCAUGCUCGCCGCUGCUGGGCUGACCGUCUUCUCUGCCGGCGCUGCCGCCAACUACGCCCGCAUCCGCCUCCUUGUUGCCGCUGGCCAGUCGGUCAUCGCCGAUCUGCGAAGCUCGCUCUUUGGGUCGCUUGUCCGCAAGAACGCCGCCUUCUUUGACACCGCCCGCUCCGGCGAGCUGGUCACCCGCCUCUCUGCCGACACGGCGCUGAUGGGCUCCAUUCUGGUGGACAACGUGCCAUCCGCCGUCCGCAAUGUUCUGCAAGGCAUCGGCGGCGUCGCUAUGAUGUUCUACCUCUCGCCGGUCCUCGCCCUCACCACCCUCGGCUUUGUCCCGCCCAUCGCCGCCGGCGCCGUCUUCUUUGGCCGCCACGUCCGCGAUCUACAGCGCGGGGUGCAGGACGAGCUCGCCGCCACCUCGGCGCUCGCCGAGGAGCGCCUCUCCAACGUCCGCACCGUCAAGCUCUUUGCCCAGGAGGAGACCGAGUCGGUCUCGUACGCUUCGGCCGUCGCCCGCAUCUACGACCUCGCUGUGGCCCAGGGCAAGGCAUCGGCGCUGUUCUACUCGGGCAUCGGCCUUGCUGGCAACGUCACCGUCCUCGGCGUCCUUGGCGUCGGUGCAUCGCAGGUCGCCGCCGCCGCCAUGACCCUCGGCGAUCUCACCUCGUUCCUCAUGUACACCAUUUACGUCGGCGUCUCGGUCGGCGGCGUCUUCCGUGUUUACGGCGAGGUCAUGAAGGGCGUCGGCGCGUCUGCUCGCGUCUUUGCUCUUCUCGACGCCGCCCCUCCCGCCGCAGAUCACCACCCCAUCCCGGCCCCGUCUGCCCCGGCCGUCAUCGCCUCUCCUCGGGCGCCGGCUCCACUCCCAGCUGACCUGCACUUUGACCGCGUCGGCUUUGCCUAUCCCAGCCGGCCCGAGACGCGCAUCUUUGACGAGCUCUCGUUCCGGCUCGAGCCUGGAACGCGGACCGCGCUAGUUGGUCCGUCGGGCUCGGGCAAGUCGUCGAUCGUGGCCCUGGCGACCGGCCUGUACCCGCCGACCAGCGGACGGGUCGUUGUCAACGACAAAGAUGUGGCUCUGUGGGAUCUCCGGACGCUCCGCUCUCAGGUUGUGGGCGUCGUCCCGCAGGAGGCUGUCCUCUUCUCUGGCUCGAUCCGCGACAACGUGGCGUACGCCGCGCCCGGCGCGAGCCAGGCCGACAUCGAGCGGGCGUGCGACCAGGCGCAUGCCCACGACUUUAUCACCGCCUUCCCCGACGGCUACGACACGCUUGUGGGCGAGCGCGGGGUGACGCUCUCGGGCGGCCAGCGCCAGCGCAUCGCCAUCGCCCGCACCGUCCUCACCAACCCGUCACUGCUCAUCCUGGACGAGGCGACCUCGGCGCUCGACCCAGGCUCCGAGGGCGUGGUCCAGCGGGCGCUCGAGGCUCUCAUGGAGGGCCGCACCACCCUCAUGAUCACCCACCGCCUCGCCUCCAUCGCCCCGGACAUGCACUGCGUCGUCCUUGACAGCGGACGCAUCGUCGAGGCCGGCACCUUUGCCCAGCUCCGCGCAGCGCCGGCGUCACAGCUCAACACGGUCGUUGCCGCCGGCGCGCGGACCUGA
This is a messenger RNA of Thecamonas trahens ATCC 50062, 1794 nucleotides long. RefSeq names its product ATP-binding cassette sub-family B member 10. The transcript has 2 exons. Gene Ontology annotation, molecular function: ABC-type oligopeptide transporter activity; ATP binding; ATP hydrolysis activity. The record is from RefSeq and is a predicted model, not a curated record. Gene Ontology annotation, biological process: transmembrane transport. The coding region runs from base 1 to 1794 and encodes 597 amino acids. Gene Ontology annotation, cellular component: membrane. Lineage: Eukaryota; Apusomonadida; Apusomonadidae.